Olea europaea var. sylvestris is the source of this 1429-nucleotide messenger RNA. RefSeq names its product RHOMBOID-like protein 2. Gene Ontology annotation, molecular function: serine-type endopeptidase activity. The record is from RefSeq and is a predicted model, not a curated record. Gene Ontology annotation, cellular component: membrane. NCBI's taxonomy places the organism in Eukaryota, Viridiplantae, Streptophyta, Magnoliopsida, Lamiales, Oleaceae. Gene Ontology annotation, biological process: proteolysis. The coding region runs from base 258 to 1250 and encodes 330 amino acids. The transcript has 5 exons.
CAUCGGACGAAGCUUCCUUUUGCACGCACAGCUCAACAAACAAACGACUACAUAUUGAAAGUGAUAAUCAACUCAAAUUCAAUCCCUUUACAAACCCUGUUGCCCUGUCCUUAUUCUUGAAUUGAAAUCUCUACCAAUUCUCUCAUCUUUGAAGCUAAGACAUAUUCUACUGGGAUAUAAAUAUAUAUUAUAGAUACAGCUUGUUAUUCAAUUAUUCAUACGUACUGUGUGUUUUUUGUGGAAAUAGAGAGAAAAAAAUGAUGGGAAAUGGGGAUCUGGAGAGAGGAACGACAACUAAGGGUAGAAAUCAGCGCUACCCACAAAGCUAUUAUGCAUCUGGAGGGACAUAUGAUGUGGGUUAUUCGGACAGCCAGUGGACUUCAUGGUUGGUGCCUAUGAUUGUUGUGGCGAAUGUUGCCAUGUUUGUGGUAAUCAUGCUUGUAAAUAAUUGUCCCAAGAAUCAUAAUGGGUAUCGAGGUGAUUGUGUGGCUAAGUUUCUAGGGAGACUUUCAUUUCAACCUCUUGGGGAAAAUCCUCUUUUUGGCCCUUCUUCGUCAACACUGGAAAAACUGGGAGCGCUAGAAUGGGAAAAAAUUGUUCACCAAAAUCAAGCAUGGCGGCUAAUAACUUGUAUCUGGCUGCAUGCUGGUGUUAUCCAUUUACUUGCUAACAUGCUGAGCCUCGUGUUUAUUGGAAUUCGCCUUGAGCAGCAAUUUGGAUUUGUACGUGUUGGUUUUAUCUACCUUCUGUCUGGAAUUGGUGGGAGCAUACUCUCUGCCCUUUUUAUUCAAAGAAGUAUAUCCGUUGGAGCUUCUGGUGCUCUAUUUGGACUUCUUGGUGCAAUGCUAUCCGAGUUACUCACCAACUGGACUAUUUAUACUAAUAAGGCGGCAGCUCUGAUUACUCUGGUGGUCAUUAUCGCAAUUAACUUGGCAGUCGGAAUUCUUCCACACGUUGACAACUUUGCUCAUAUUGGAGGAUUUUUGAGCGGUUUUCUCCUUGGCUUUUUAUUGCUGAUUCGACCCCAAUUCGGUUGGCUGGAACGUCGGAAUCUUCCUGCCGAUACUCGCCUCAAGUCCAAGUAUACAUUUUUCCAAUACGCUUUCUUGAUGGUUUCCGCAGUUUUAUUGAUCGUCGGGUUUACAGUAGGAUUGGUUAUGCUGUUUAGAGGAGAAAAUGCAAACAAACACUGUAGCUGGUGCCAUUAUCUAAGCUGUGUUCCUACAUCAAGAUGGAGCUGUAACAAUUGAUUGGAAAUCUCUACACCAUUUUUUGGGUCUUCAUUUUGUAUCAGAUUUUUUUUUUCCCUUUUAUCUUUCAGACAUUUUGCUUGUUCAUAUGAUAUAUAUAAGCCAUUCGUAUGCUUCUUAUGUACAUGCAUUGUAUCUAUAUUGGGACCUUUUAUAAAUUUGUUUGGAAAGUUACUUUG